UGACGUUAUACGUACCGGAACCAGAUUGCCGGGGGUCACAGACGGACCGUUUGUGGGGUUCGGCUCGGAGCGGUGAGCUGGGUUUUGUGUUGAAACAUGAGUGAUGCAGAUGAAGUUGCCCAAGCCAGCAUAGAUGAAAAUGAUGCGGCUAAAAGUGAUGCAGACCAAGCACCUACUACUGAUUAUGGAAAAGAGAUCGCAAAAGAAGAUUCAAGUGAAAUCCAACAUCACGAUAUCAGUAGUAAAGCAGGUGUAACUAAGAGCCCUGAAGACCAGGUCCAAAUUCAAGUCAAUAGUGGGCAAAGUGAAGUAAAGGAUCACAUCGGACAAGACCAAGCUCAGUCUAACAGUAGACAAGAUGAAGAUGAGAGUAGCACAGAUAAAGUCCAACCAGGAGCUAACAGUUUUGAAAACAAUGUAACUAAGGUUUCUGGGGACCAAGCCCAUGUUCAAGAGAGCAGUACUGUACAAGGUACAGGGGAAAUCCAAUCUCAAAUUAACAGUAGUGAAAAGGAUAAAGCUAAGAGUGAGACAGGACAAAUCCAAAUUCCUACUAUUGAUGAUGUACACGAUGAAGCCCAGAUUGAGGUGGCCCAAGUUGACGAUCAGAUAACCAGUGGUGAACAAGAAGAAUCUCAGACUGAGGGAGGCCAAGUUGAUGAUCAGAUGACCAGUGGUGAACAAGAAGAAUCUCAGAGUGAGGGAGGCCAAGUUGACGAUCAGAUGACCAGUGGUGAACAAGAAGAAUCUCAGAGUGAGGUAGCCCAAGUUGACGAUCAGAUGACCACUGGUGCACAAGAAGAAUCUCAGAGUGAGGUAGCCCAAGUUGACGAUCAGGUGACCACUGGUGAACAAGAAUCUCAGAGUGAGGUAGGCCAAGUUGACGAUCAGAUGACCACUGGUGAACAAGAAGAAUCUCAGAGUGAGGUAGGCCAAGUUGACGAUCAGAUGACCACUGGUGAACAAGAAGAAUCUCAGAGUGAGGUAGGCCAAGUUGAUGACCAGAUAACCACUGGUGAAGGACAUGAUGAAGCUCAGAGUGAGUUAGGGCAAGUUGAUGAUCAGAUGACCACUAGUGAAGGACAUGAUGAGGCUCAGAGUGAGAUAGACCAAGUUGAAGCUCAGCCUACCAGCAAUGAGCAGGAAGCAGCUCAGAAUGAGUCAGGCCAAAAUAAAAUUAAUAAUGAUGAAAAAGUUGAAGCUAAAAGUGCCACAAACCAAAUGAAACUUCAGGCUAAUGGUGGUAGAGCAGUAGCAGCUAAGACAGCUGUGGGCAAAGUCAAACCAAAGCUAACAGGUGGAAGAGUUGGUAAACUUACUGGAAAGAUAUUCCCGACUUAUAUUGGGAAAAAGAAAAAACUAGCCACGAAAAUUUCUAGAAAAAUAGGUAAAGCCAGCAGUGACCUGUUGCAAGCUAAAAGUGCCUCAGGCCAAGCUCAGACUAAGAGUGUGCUUGCCAAGCUCAAAUCUCAAGCAAAGAGCGUUGGAAAAGAAAAGUUAAAUGUUGUGUCUGCAGAUGAAGUUCAACCUGAAACGACUGAUGAGAAAGAACCAAUGAGCGUUGGAAACAAUGCAAGUGACGCGAAAGAAACUGAAAAUGAGAUAGCAGGUGUGCUCAAUAAAGACCAAUCCCAAGCUGACACAGACUUAACAUGUCCACCUAUGAGUACACAGUCGCCUGUUAGUGGAGGACUGCCUGAAAGCGGAUCUCAUGCUAGUAAGGAGGGAAAACCUGUGACUAUGUUUUGGUGUGAUAUUUGCAAAGUAGUUUGCACAUCUGCACUGAAUCUCCAGAUGCAUUUCCUUGGCUUUAAACACAAAAAGAUUGAAGCAGCCUUAAAAUGGAAUGUUCACACUGAGGAAGGAGGUACUAAAGAUGAAUUUCUAGCUCCUAUGGAGACAAGAACCGUGGAAGAUCACCUCAGCAAAAUGAAGCUAAACAAGGCUGUGCUUGGACUUGACUAUGUGGUUGAAUAUCGUUAUGACCAAAAGACAAAUCCACAAUUUGUCUGUAAACUGUGUUACUGUAAAUCAGAACUCACCUGGUUUCUCCCCCACCUCCUUGGAGCUAAACACAUGGCAAAUUACUUGGAAAAGCAUCAUCCAUAUAUUCUCAAAUAUGAGGGAGAAAAACUAAAACCUUCUGAAUGGAAAGAAUUUGUCUUCACAAAAGCACUGGAAAUUGAAAAAAAGGAUGGCAGAGGAAAGGUGAAGGUUGUCCUAGAGAAAAAUGAUACAAAGACCAAUGAAAAAACUGCUGUAAAAAGAGUUGCAGAAAAGUCUGCUGCAGAGCCAGAAUGUAAAGUUCAGAAGUCUGAAGCUGCUCCAAGUACUGCUACUGGCCCUAGCACAGCUGCUGAGAACACUAAGCCUGAUGAGCAACCCAAGCCUAGCCCAGCCCAGGACACAAAGGAAAAUGAGAACUGGACUGGAAUGUAUCUCUAUCCAGAUGGUCUUCCUAUCAAUCUCCCAGUGGAUCCGAAGCCGCAGCCCCGGCCGGUACUGGCACGUCAGGAAGCCACUGCAACACAUGGAGCAGCUGCCGCAGUUAAUGACCUGUUAAGUGCUAUAGGAUCAAAACUUCUGGAAGAUCACAUCACAAACUCUGAUUUUGAGGAGACUAUAAUAGGGUUGGAUUUUGUGACUGAAUACCAUUAUGUUGGAAAAACUGAACCAUUAUAUUACUGUGAACUGUGCACUUGUGAAUUGCCUCUACAGUGUGUUCUGGCACAUAUCUUUGGACUUAAGCACAAGAUGCGUUAUGUAAAAAAAAGGCAUCCAGAGUUAUUGAAAGUAAACACAGGAAAAUAUAAAACAAUUGUCAAGAAGAAAGCAGCUGAAAUUGAAAAGGUAGAUGGAAGAGGAAGGAUUCGGGUUAUCCGAGAUUAUGAUGGACCUGCACUUAGCGAGAGGAUAGCUGCUGCAAAGAUUGCAUCUGAAGAUGAAAGUCAGCUGCAAGACAUGGAAUACAGCAGUUUUGACCAAGACCAGAGCAUUUACACAGAAACCCCUCGCUCUCCAGAUACGAGAACAAAAAGGUCUUCCGUUAGUACAAGUUCUAAACCAUCCAGCAGAACAAGUUCCUCGAAAGCUGGUUCUCGGUCAGAUUAUAAAUAUUCCCGACGUGACUCCUCAACAAGUAAACGUGACCAGCCUAGGAAAAGAGAAAGCUCUAAAGACAUUAAACGUUCUGGAGAAGAAUGGAGAGAUGAAUGGGAGCGAUCUAUUAAACGGACAAAACCCAGUAAACAAGAUAAAAAAGAAAGAGUGAAAGAGAAAAAUACACAUUCUGACAGAGACAAAGACAGACGGAAAAGCAGAUCGGACUCUAAAGAUGACUACAAGAAAAAAGAGAGGCCCAGGAGCAGUAAAGAUGAUCACCACAAAGGACCUGAGACCAGCAUUCGGGCACCUGCAAAGCCUGACCAUUCCAAACGUGAAGCUAUCAUAAAGAAGGAGAUUUUGAAAUAUUUGACCAGUUUUAAAGUUAUUAAUGAUACUGAUGCUGGAUAUGUCAAGGAGGUUAUGUACAAACUCAGCAAUCGACUUUUGCAGUUUGGUCAAAAGGCCAUGAAGAUCACGGGUUCUGCUGAGAAAUUAAUUCAAGAAACAAAAUCCUAUAUACCAGAUGAAAAUCCUAGACAUGAAUCUCGUAUGGCAAUGAACUUGGGGAGUUACCCAGGUAUCUCUGGCAGGGAUAACAGCAUGCGGCAAUCAGUUGAAUAUUCAUCAUAUCCACCCUCUGGUACUCUAACCAGAAGCUCCUCAAGUAAUCCUACACCUCACCCCAUGGUGCGUAACACUGGUAUGUCAAUGUCAUCGAUACACAGCAACCUCCUGACCCCAUCACUACUGAAUUCUAUUCGUGGAAUGGAUGAGAAUACAAUUACUAAUACUCUCACUAGGCUAGCAGCCAACAACCCUGCAUUUGAAGGUAUUAGGAUUUCAACCUUGGUUACUGUGCUGAGGGAGGCUGGUGUGCUUAGUAAAAGACCAAAUUAAAGAUAUACUACAAUUCAGCGCCCUAUCCAGCUGAUCAUCUACAAGAAAGUACCUGGACAUCUUGGGCAACAGCUACAAAUCAAUUAAAAUUCCUUUUUAAACCUUGUUUAUAAGCUUACAUUAGGGAAAAGGCUUGUUUUGUGCAUUCCAAGAUGUUGAACUGUCAGUUACGUAUGUCUGUAGAACAAAAUUAACUUUUGUGAGUACUGUUGAUUUACAGCUUUGAUGUAGAUCUUUUAAUUCUGGUUGCAACAAAGCUUCAACCUUCUGGAUUUCAAAGUUAGCUGAAGUGUUCUCUAUUUUGUUUGCUGAAAUUGUUAGAAAUGCAAAGAUCAAACAUUUUGAUAGUCAAAAUAGUACUGGCACUGAUCUGAAAGUAGUAGUCCCAACAACAAUGUGCAAAUCUAAUGAGGGAUCCCAUCCGUUAUUUGAAACAAACUCAAACCAUUUUGAUUCGCAACAGGGGAUUGGAGAUCCAGGUAAGUAAAUUAAAUCUUUUGAAUACUGACUGAUCUCUAGGUUCUAGAAGGUACUUAUAUUCUCUUAACACCUUUAAUAAUUUUCACAUUGGCAUCAACAUGUCGCUUAGCACAGGUGCAAGGCACCUGUUGUGAGCUGAUGGCCUCGUUAUUGGAAGUUUUAAUUCAUUCAGUUGAGGGUUUCUUGUGAAUGAUACAAAGCAAAUUAAGAUUUUUUUUAGAGAAACAUAUACUUACCUGUAUCCCCAAAUGUAUGACUAUUAGAAAUCUUGCUUGCUUAAUUUAUCUUGGUCUUCAAUGAACUACAACGAAGAAGAAUAAAGGAACCAUUCAUUUAUUGCUUAAAAUCUGUAAUUGAAAAAAGUGUCGAGUAUUGUAGCCAGGGUUUGUUGAUGUUUUAAAGACUCUAGAACCUUACUGGUGCAAAGUUGUUUGUACUGAAGGGUUAACAUUUUUGCACACAAGUAUUUUCCAUCACCUUAAAUUAGUAUAAUUUUACUGAGCCACUGAUGAGCACAGUCAGUCAUUUCCCAGCAUCCCAAGUAUAAAACACAAUUGCAUUUUUGUGUUUUGAAAACUCAAAAGUUCAAUUUAGUUUUUAACAAUACCUGUUUCAAGAAAUGGCAUUAUGACUUUUUUCAAACUCAUUUGCCAAGAAUUACUUUCAUUUGAAUGCCCGUCUGCCCGUACAGACAGUGACUUUCAAUACAAGUGUAUCUUUUAUUUGUUCUGAUGAAAAAUGUAAUCUUUUUCUUCUGUGUUUUGGGUAAAAUAAAUAUUGUAUGACUGUU
Messenger RNA from Carcharodon carcharias (great white shark), 5272 nucleotides. RefSeq lists its product as uncharacterized. Gene Ontology annotation, molecular function: single-stranded RNA binding; zinc ion binding; double-stranded RNA binding. Lineage: Eukaryota; Metazoa; Chordata; Chondrichthyes; Lamniformes; Lamnidae. Bases 97 to 4002 code for a protein of 1301 amino acids. The record is from RefSeq and is a predicted model, not a curated record. The transcript has 24 exons. Gene Ontology annotation, cellular component: precatalytic spliceosome.